Molecule: messenger RNA, 2994 nt
Organism: Astyanax mexicanus (Mexican tetra)
Lineage: Eukaryota; Metazoa; Chordata; Actinopteri; Characiformes; Acestrorhamphidae
Product: cyclic nucleotide-gated cation channel beta-3-like
Exons: 18
Coding region: 544-2814 (756 amino acids)
Biological process (GO): monoatomic cation transmembrane transport
Cellular component (GO): plasma membrane; photoreceptor outer segment; intracellular cyclic nucleotide activated cation channel complex
Molecular function (GO): cGMP binding; intracellularly cGMP-activated cation channel activity; protein-containing complex binding
Source: RefSeq, a predicted model, not a curated record
CCUACAUUUUAUCUUGCUCAACAAACCCAAAUGUCUAGUUAGCCUGACUUCUAAGUGUGUUAUAAAAGGACUGAGGAUCCUGUGAAAGUCUAAGCAUCAGUGAAAUGUCUCAGGUAAUCCCCUUAUCCUGGAAGAGACAUUGAGAGGUUCUGUUAAGUAUGUGAUCUUUCUAUAUGUGUGGUCAGAUCACAUAUGCCUCACAGUCCAAGAACAGCAGACCAUAAGAACCUAGCUCUGAACCUAGUGUAAUUCUUGAGGAGAAUUAAGAGUAGUGAAGAUGAGACAGUAAAACAGAUGUAUUCUCUCUGCUAGUCAGCCUCUGCACGUGACUUACCCUAAAAAAAGAAAGGAACACCAACAGGUACAUUCUAUUACUAUUGGCCUAUUGAGGUUGGCACAGUGUGAGGAACGCUCUGAUAGGUGAACUUAGAGGGAAUUAAUACGGCUAAAAGAAUUAAUUGAACCAGGCGGCUAAAACAGUUGAGAACAGAGAAGAGCAGAGGAAUAUACCUAGAUGCUCUGGCGGGAUUCCUGUGAUUAACCAUGUUCAGCAAGUUGAAAACGUUGUUAUGGCCCAGUGCAGCAGUAGCUCAAACUCCAGAGCCUCCAGCUACAGCUCCUGCACCGGCACCUGCACCAGCACCUGCUCCUGCCCCGGCUCCUGCUCCUGCCCCGGCUCCCGCACCUCCAGAUAAGGAAGAAAAGCCAGAGAAGGAAAAAGAAGAGGAGAAGAAAGAAGAGCAGAAAAAGGAAGAAGAAAAACCUGCAGAUCCUGCUCCAGCCCCAGCUCCUGCACCUGCCCCUGCACCUGCCCCUGCACCUGCCCCCGAGGCCGCUAAACCCGAGGCUAAGCCAGCAGAUGCAGCUAAUAAUGCAGAGGGAGCUCCAGAGGGUGAAGAGGAGGCUCCACCCCCUCCUCCACCUAUUGUCAUCAACAGGUACUCUGAUGACCAGCUGCGAGAUAUUAUCAAGCGGUUAAGGGACAGAACAAAAAUCUACAAGGAAAAAGCUACGGACCCUUACGCCUCCUCACCAGAGCGCAGCCCUCCAGUCACUCCAGUAUAUCGAAAGGACGACUGGGCAAAAAAGCUGGAAGAAGACAGGAUAAAGAAGGAGGAGGCUGAGAAGAAGAAAAAAGAAGAUGAUGCCAAGAGAGCAGCAGCCAAAAAAGAGAAAGAAGAGAAAGAAAAAAAGGACAAAGAGGAAAAACUGAAGGAGGAGCAGGAAAAGGCAGCAGCAGCAGCUGCAGAGAGAAUGUAUCCAGAAAUCAAAUGUACCUGUAUUGAUGUUCUUCUGAAACCUAUAGAGGACAAAAUGGACAGCUACUUAGGAAAUACCAUCGAUCCCUUCACUGACCGGCGCUACAUUAAAUGGCUGAGUGUGGUGACAGUGGCUUACAACUACAACAUCUGGUUUGCGACGGCACGCUUGUGCUUUCCAUUCCACACUCCAGCGUCCGUUCCUUUCUGGAUAUUUUUUGAUGUCCUUGCAGACAUAGUUAAUAUUAUUGACAUAAUCAUCUUCCAGCCAAGACUACAGUUUGUCAAAGGAGGAGACAUUAUUAAAGACAGAGGGAUGGCAAAGCAGAAAUACAGAGGGUCUGCAAGAUUUAAGUCUGACAUGAUGAGUAUCAUCCCCUUUGAUCUGCUGUCCCUCCAGUUUGGCUUUUCAUCAUUGUUCCGAUUUAACCGGUUCAUGAGGAUAGAUUCAUUCUUUGAGUUCAGUGAUCGACUCGAAAGCAUCAUGGCCAAGGCUUACAUUUGGAGAGUGGCCCGCACGACUGGAUACCUCCUAUAUUGCCUGCACCUCAACUCCUGCCUAUACUAUGUAGCAUCAGCCUAUGAGGGACUUGGCAGUACAAAAUGGACCUAUAAUGGCGAAGGAUCUGCAUACCUGCGAUGUUAUUACUUUGCUACGCGAACAUUGAUCACCAUCGGGGGCCUGCCUGAGCCACACACACUGUUUGAGAUCAUCUUUCAGAUGGUAAACUUCUUUACAGGAGUCUUUGUCUUCUCCAGUUUGAUUGGACAGAUGAGAGAUGUCAUUGGAGCAGCCACUGCAGGACAGACCUACUUCCGAGCCUCUAUGGACUUGUGUGUGGCCUACAUGAACACAUACACAAUUCCCCGACUGGUGCAGACCAGAGUGCGUACCUGGUACAACUACACAUGGGACUCCCAGGGAAUGCUGGAUGAAUCGGAACUUCUGGACAAGAUGCCUCUGGUGAUGAGAACUGCCAUCGCUGUGGACAUCAACCUCGCCACAUUCCAGAAGAUUGAUCUUUUCAAGGGAUGUGAUAAUCAGAUGCUGGUGGACAUGUUGCUGAGACUAAAGUCCAUUGUCUAUCUGCCUGGAGACUUUGUGUGUAAAAAGGGAGAUAUCGGCAGAGAGAUGUACAUCAUCAAGGCCGGGGCGGUGCAGGUGAUUGGCGGGCCUGAUAACAAGAUCGUAUUUGUGACACUCAAGGCAGGCUGUGUGUUUGGAGAGAUCAGUCUCUUGCAGUCAGCAAAAGAUGGAGGGAACAGAAGAACAGCUAAUGUGGCAGCACACGGAUUUGCCAACCUCUUCGUGCUGGAUAAGAAAGACCUCAAUGACAUCCUGGUUCACUACCCAGAGUCACAGAAAGUUCUGGCCAGGAAGGGAAGGAAACUGAUGAAAGCUAAAGGUCCAGCUGCAGCCAAAGCAGAAGAAGAGAAGAAAAAAGGCCUGGCGCUGUUUGGACCCAAACCUCCGACUCCCAAAAUGCUUCGUGCCUUUGCAGGCUUUGGAAAAGGAGGCUUACUGGAAAGACUCAAGGCUUCAGAGAAGAAAUAAAGGCUAAGAGAGACGAUGUGUGCAGAAUGUCACUACAUAAUACCUCUACCAAAACACUGUAGAUGACGACUAAAUGGAAAACUUUUGUUAUAGUCAUAUAUGUAAAAUUGUGACCGUUAAGCACUGUUCAAAUUCUUAGUACAAAUUUUGUGUACAGAUUUUUUUUUCUUUUUUCAUAAA